Brettanomyces nanus is the source of this 2715-nucleotide messenger RNA. It is a transcript of the gene PWP2, whose product is annotated as U3 snoRNP protein. Gene Ontology annotation, biological process: ribosomal small subunit assembly; maturation of SSU-rRNA from tricistronic rRNA transcript (SSU-rRNA, 5.8S rRNA, LSU-rRNA). Gene Ontology annotation, cellular component: small-subunit processome; Pwp2p-containing subcomplex of 90S preribosome. The record is from RefSeq and is a predicted model, not a curated record. Lineage: Eukaryota; Fungi; Ascomycota; Pichiomycetes; Pichiales; Pichiaceae. Gene Ontology annotation, molecular function: protein binding. Bases 1 to 2715 code for a protein of 904 amino acids. The transcript has a single exon.
AUGAAGUCAGAUUUCAAGUUCUCUAACCUUCUUGGUACAGUUUAUUAUCAAGGUAACUUGAUCUUUACAAAAAAUGGCUCUACACUUCUUUCUCCAGUGGGAAAUCGUGUCUCAGUCUUUGAUCUUAUACACAAUACUUCAUACACGUUGAACUACGAGCAUAGAAGAAAUAUUAGCUGCGUAGCGCUCAAUAAGCAGGAAACUUUAUUGAUCUCCGUUGAUGAAGACGGCCGUGCCAUCUUGGUUAAUUUCAGAGCUCGUACUGUGCUUCAUCAUUUCAAUUUCAAAGAGAAAGUAAGAGAUAUUAAAUUCUCUCCUGAUGGAAAGUAUUUUGCUUUGGCCGCAGGAAGAUUUGUUCAAAUCUGGAAGACACCCGAAGUGAAUGAAGAUCGUCAGUUUGCUCCAUUCGUUCGCCACAGAGUCUAUGCAGGUCAUUACACUGACAUCAUAUCGAUUUCUUGGUCUGGAGAUUCUAGAUUUAUCCUUUCCUCCAGUAAGGACUUAACUGCACGAAUCUUUUCACUCAAUUCUCAAGAUAAAGGUGUCAAGAUGACUCUUGCUGGCCAUCGAGAUUACGUGAUGAGGGCCUUCUUUGACAGCUCUCAGGAGAAAAUUUACACUGUUUCUAAAGACGGUGCAAUUUUUAGAUGGGAAUAUACAGAAAGACCCGGCGAAGAAGACUUACCAGUUGAAGAGAAACACAUGAGUUGGCGUAUUAUGGCAAAGAGCUUUUUCCUUGCAGGCGCAACUGUCAAAUGUGCCACUUUCCACUCUUCAUCAAAUAUGCUUGUAGUUGGAUUUGCCAAUGGAGAGUUUAGAUUAUACGAGUUACCAGAUUUCACAUUGAUUCAGCAGUUAUCUAUGGGCUUGAAUGCAGUAAGUACGGUGACAGUCAACAAUUCUGGUGAGUGGAUUGCCUUCGGUUCCAAGAAAUUGGGGCAAUUGUUGGUCUAUGAGUGGCAGUCCGAGUCCUAUAUUUUGCGUCAGCAGGGUCAUUUUGAUUCUAUGAACUGCCUAACGUAUUCGCCCGAUGGAUCUCGUUUGGUUACAGCCUCCGAUGAUGGUAAGAUCAAAAUCUGGGACAUUGCCUCUGGAUUUUGUUUGGCCACAUUUGAAGAGCACACUUCUGCCGUGACCGGUGUGGCGUUUGCCAAGCGUGGGCAAGUUAUGUUCUCCUGUUCUUUGGAUGGAACUGUGCGUGCAUGGGAUCUAAUCAGAUACAGAAAUUUCCGAACUUUAACGUCCACCAAACGGCUACAAUACAGUUGUCUUGCGGUGGAUCCUAGCGGAGAGAUCGUGGUUGCUGGAUCUUUGGAUGAUUUUGCCAUUCAAGUUUGGUCUGUUCAAACUGCACAGCUUUUGGACCAGUUAUCAGGCCACGAGGGCCCAAUUUCUUGCCUUUCCUUUGGUACAGAGGGUAAAACGUUACUCGCCAGUGCUUCUUGGGAUAAGACAAUUCGUAUUUGGGACAUUUUCAGUCGUGCUCAGACUAGUGAACCGUUCGAUAUGAUGUCAGAAUGCCUGUCAUUGGCUAUGAGACCGGACUCUCUAGAAGUGGCGGCAUCCACAUUAGACGGUAAACUUAUAUUUUGGGACGUGGAAAAUGGAAAACAAACAAGGGAACUUGAUUGUAAAAAAGAUAUUUUACAGGGAAGGUACAUGGAGGACGAUUUCACUGCAGCAAAUUCUGCAAGAGGUAAGAACUUCUCCACUAUAGCGUACAGCUUUGACGGACUCACGCUUGUAGCCGCAGGUAAUAACAACAGUAUAUGCCUAUACGAUUUGCCUAAUGAGGUAUUGCUUAAGCGAUUUACAGUGUCGCUUAAUAUGCAGUUGAACGGUACCCAGCUGUUCCUUAAUUCCAAGCGAAUGGCCGAAGGUGGCGCCAUUGAUUUGGUAGAUAAUGAUGGAGAAUUGUCUGAUGUGGAGGAACGAAAUAGAGGAAAUUCUGUGUUGCCUGGAUCCAAAAGAGGUGAUAUCAGUGCUCGAUCGUCUCGACCGGAGAUUAGAGUCACCAGUGUUUCAUUUUCCCCUACAGCCAGUGCAUUUGCAGUUGCAUCUACUGAAGGACUACUGGUCUACAGUGUUGACGAAACAGUGAUUUUUGAUCCAUUUGAUUUAGACAUGGAUGUAACACCCGAUUCAACUUUGGAAGCGUUAAAGGAAGGAGAAUAUCUUAAUGCAUUGGUGAUGGCUUUCAGAUUGAAUGAGACGUACUUGAUUCAUCGUGUUUAUGAGAGUAUCCCAUUCAAGGAUGUUGGAUUAGUGUCACGGGAUUUACCAGUGGUUUAUCUACCGAAGUUGCUUGACUUUAUCGGAGCCUUGGCUAUGGACAGUCAACACAUUGAGUUCAACUUGAUCUGGAUAAGUAACUUGAUUACCGCUCAUGGCAAAUAUAUUACCAAAAACAAGCAUAUGUUUGGAAGUGGAUGCCGAGCAAUUCAGAGGUUUUUGAACAGACUAGCGAAGGACAUUGUUGGAGCUGGUAAGAAGAAUGAGUAUUAUACUGCUUUUAUCAGUACUUCUCACCAAAUUGAGGUGAAAGAACAGAAAGAGAUUGAGACACAGACGCAGAAUGAAGACGAUUCAGCUGAAGAUGAAUCAGAUGAACAGAGUCAACAUGAACCUGACACUGAAGACGGCUGGUUUGGCCCUAAUGAUGAAGCUAAAAAAAUUAUAGACAACUUCACUGACAGUGACAGCGAAAUCGAGUAA